AUGUUACCAUUUGUUAUACCAUACAUCCAUUUAAACGACUUAAAGAAUUUUGUUUUGGUUUCACAUGUUUGCCAGAGUUCAUGUCAAACAGCACCAACGAAUCCAUGGGAUGACGAGAAUGAUGUGUACACUUCGGUAUUAAUCGUUCAAAAGUACUUUCCACAUAUCGAAACACUGACAGUCUCAUUACAGUCUGUAGAACAGGCUUCUUCAUUCUUCCCACAUAUCAAAACUAUCAAAUUGAACGACCAAAACCACGAGAAAGGGAAAUUCAAGUUUGAGUACGUCGACAAUCCAUUUUCAAAUUGCGACAGACUCUACGGGUAUAAAAUCGUCAAUUUGGAUCAUUUCAGUAAGUUCCUCCACGCGGACAUUCAGUCUAUUCACAUCAAAGCAAGAAGAAUACAAGUGAGAGCCGUUGUGACUCAUCUCCUUACUCUCAACCUUAAAAUUCUUUAUAUUCACAUGAAGAAAUGUACAGAAGAUGUUUUAGAAGCUAUCAAGUUGCUCUCUGUGAAAACCCGAGUAGUUGUGAUAUGGAAUUCCAAUAUUGAAGAAUUGCAAUACGAAACAGUUUCUUUACUCUCAAAAAGUUGUCACAUAGUUGUGAACUUUUUUGAACACCCGGUGUUUGUGAAUCGAUUUGACGACUACUGCGCCUUCACUGAGAAAUUUGAAUUUGACAAUUUCGACUUUUUUAAUAACUCCGAGAAGUUUGAGACCAACCGAGUGAAAGAAAAGAUCUUUGCGAAGUAUUUGUUCACACACAUCAAUGUGACGUCGACGAACAAAAAUUUGAAUUUGAAGAACAUUGUUGGUCUAGAAGAAGUCACUCUCUGCGAUUGUCACAACGUCACCCUUCCAAGUACCGUGAAAACAAUUCGAAUCACAAAUUGUUAUGGAAAAUGUGAAAUUACAAAUUGGGAAGACCUCAAUGAGUUGGAAGACAUUCAAUCGGACUAUCAUUUAAUUAUCCCACAGAAAUAUUCCGACUACGAACACUAUAUUGGUACAGCUAAAGACAAGUGUGUGUCACAGCGCAAACUUGCAUCACGAAAAAUGUUAUUUUCCGGAUUAUUAGUACUUGUGGUCUUAACAUCUACUUUAUUUAUGUUUGUAAAUAAACAAGUCACUGGGAUGUUACUUACAUUUACGACGACAGUCACUUCACUCAAAGUCUUCUUCCGUCUUUUCUCUAAAAUACUCGAAGAGACUUGGAACAUCAAGUUGGCCAUUUUAUCACUGUGUUUCUCUUCUUUGUUGAUACUCACUUUAUUGUUACAAAUUUAUUCCACGAACUCGCUCGUGUUAUGGAUGGUAGACAAUACUUUAAUACUACCAGAAGUGAUGUAUAACCUUAAUGAGUUAUCUCUUAACACAUUCUUUAAAAGAGAGUCUGCUAAAAUUGUGAGUCUCACAUUUAAUUCAAAAAAGUGUGACGAAGUCUGGAAUAGAAUCAUUAACAGGGGAUACUCCGUUUUGUUAUUCCCAAUCACUUCAUGUUUGGCUGUUGUUGCUCUCUUCAUAAUGCAAAUCACUGGAAUCUUUUUUGGGAAAAAUGUUGUUGUAUUUACAAGUUUUGUGUCUAUGGUUCUGUCAACUAUUUCAAUGCUAAUCUAUUUCAAAAUCAUUGGAUGA
Entamoeba invadens IP1 is the source of this 1638-nucleotide messenger RNA. RefSeq lists its product as hypothetical. The record is from RefSeq and is a predicted model, not a curated record. The transcript has a single exon. The coding region runs from base 1 to 1638 and encodes 545 amino acids. NCBI's taxonomy places the organism in Eukaryota, Evosea, Mastigamoebida, Endamoebidae.